AUGCGUGUGAGCCUACUACGGGCGACGCGUGCGUUUGCGCGUCCGCGCGCACCAAACUCGUCGUCGGCUUACCUCGGCCGCACCCUCUCCGACUUUGGCGAGCGGCUACGCAGCCUGGAAGAAGAAGACCUAGGCCAGACCGAUGCGGAAUUUGUUAUGAGCAUCCUCCAGGCGUCACCGAGCAUGCGGGACUCGCGGGGCUACAUUGCGUCCUUUGCGCCGCCAACUGCGCCACCAGCCAUGGAACUGCCGGAUCCCACACCAGCCCCAGGCACCGACGCAGCGACGAACCCCCUCGUCAACAGCCUCUUGAACCCGAUUGUGCGCCGCCCGGCACUAGUCAAGAUCCAGGGCCCGUUCAAGGACCACCAGCUGGCCAGUGUCGCGCGCGGUAUCCACUCGCUCCAGAUGCUCGGGCUGGUCAGUGUGGUCGUGAUAGACCGGGACGACAUUCCACCGUUUGAGCCGCGCGAUUCCAUGGCAGCCGAGGCACAGCGUACCAUGAUCCUCCGCGACGUCGAGCGUACCGUACACUUCCUGACGAAGGCGCACGCUGGGGCUCGGCCGAUUCUCGCCACGGUCGCGCGCAUAACCGACGCUGGAGACGUGUAUGUCGAGGCGGAGGGGUUGGACCAUAUCCGCCGCGCGGUACAGGAGGGCGAGAUCCCUGUACUCCUCCCGGUCGCUCUCGACGAUGGGUGCCGCGCCCGUCGGAUCAGUGCCAACGCUGUCCUAGCAGCCCUCGCCGAGGCGAUGGCGAACGAAGCGCCCACGCCGCCCGCUGCACCAGCAACCGCGCGCCCCAAGAUGGACCUCACGCCAGCGCGCCUCCUCAUCAUAAACCGCGAGGGUGGUAUUCCAUCCUAUGCACGCGCCGGCCUCCCGCACUUGAGCAUCAACCUGAGCUCGGAGCUUGAGUUCAUCGAGCGUCAUUGGCAGCCCAACUGGGUAUACACGCACCCAACGGCGCUGUCCAACCUCGCGCUGGCCGAUACCUGUCUUGCCCACAUGCCCAAGGAUGCGAGUGCGCUGAUCGUCUCGCAUCGCUCUUCUACAGCCCUAAUCGCCAACCUCAUCACCAACAAGCCUGCACACAGCGCGAGCCUGCCACAUGCGCUUCUCACGCAGUCCGAAGGCCGCCUGAGUCCCGACACGCCAACACUCGUGCGCCGCGGUCUGCCAGUGAGCGUGCUCCGCAGCCUCGACGAGAUCGACAAACCCAAACUCGCAGCUCUGCUGAACAAGAGCUUUGGACGUGUCCUAAACGAAGAAGCGUACUGGGCCCGCCUCGACGCCGACCUCGACUUUGUCAUUGUUGUCGGCGACUAUGCUGGCGCAGCUGUGGUUACUACAGAGGGCAAGGCAGACGGACUGGACAUCUGCUAUCUCGACAAGUUUGCCGUGUUGCCGAGCCACCAGGGAGAUGGUACCGUCGACUUCCUGUGGGUCGCGCUGCGCGACGAGACAUACGGCCUCGGUCUGCUCGAUGCCGCUAACCCGUCGGUGGGCAGUUUGUCCGGUAUUGGUCGCGGCAAGGACCUCGUGUGGCGUAGCCGCUCAGACAACCCGGUUAACAAGUGGUACUUUGAGCGGUCGAAUGGUUUCAUGACCAGCCAAGACGGCAAGUGGAAGCUGUUCUGGUGCGAUGCCGAGCAACGCAUGCGCGAGAUUGCUCUCGAGAGUGGCGGCGUUGUGCGCGUCGUUGAGGAGAGCGAGCGCGGGCGCGCGACGGCGUGGGCGCCGGCCAUCGAGAGCAUCAAGUCGGUGUGGUCGGACUAG
Messenger RNA from Cutaneotrichosporon cavernicola, 1779 nucleotides. RefSeq lists its product as uncharacterized. The coding region runs from base 1 to 1779 and encodes 592 amino acids. Lineage: Eukaryota; Fungi; Basidiomycota; Tremellomycetes; Trichosporonales; Trichosporonaceae. Gene Ontology annotation, biological process: L-arginine biosynthetic process; L-ornithine biosynthetic process. Gene Ontology annotation, cellular component: mitochondrial matrix. The transcript has 2 exons. Gene Ontology annotation, molecular function: L-glutamate N-acetyltransferase activity, acting on acetyl-CoA as donor. The record is from RefSeq and is a predicted model, not a curated record.